This is a messenger RNA of Lotus japonicus, 2473 nucleotides long. RefSeq names its product cation/H(+) antiporter 14-like. Lineage: Eukaryota; Viridiplantae; Streptophyta; Magnoliopsida; Fabales; Fabaceae. Gene Ontology annotation, biological process: regulation of pH; proton transmembrane transport. The record is from RefSeq and is a predicted model, not a curated record. The transcript has 3 exons. Gene Ontology annotation, cellular component: endomembrane system; membrane. Bases 79 to 2403 code for a protein of 774 amino acids. Gene Ontology annotation, molecular function: antiporter activity.
UUUCAAGCUUAUUUGCAUUCUUCCUACGAUAUUUUCCUGUAGUUCUUUGGAUCCUUAUCUUUCAUUAAAGAUUUUAAGAUGGCUGAUAAGCCAGAACAAGAAAAGCUAGAUCAGUUGAGUUCCUAUGGAAAUAUUGGAAUGGAGCCAAUAGUAUGUCAAUAUAUUGAUCGAAGCCGCUCAACCAAUGGCAUAUUUCUUGGGGACAAUCCCCUCCAUAAUCCCACAUCCAUACUAGUAAUUCAAAUUAUUCUUAUAUUUAUUGUCGGUAAAAUUACUCAUCUCCUGCUGAGACCACUUCAUCCAAUACAACUCGUUUCACAAAUAGUGGCUGGUAUCAUAUUAGGUCCAUUAUUGCUUGGUAGACUCCAAGCAGGUUAUGAGUUGAUGUUUCCAUCAAUGAGCAUAGUGACACUUACAACAUUUGCAGAAUUUGGCAUGAUAAUUUACUUCUUCAAGAUAGGGGUGCAGAUCAAUCCCAAACAUAUAUUUAAUAUUGGAAAGCAUGCAAAAAUAAUUGGUUUAGUAGGCCAUGUGUCUUCUAUAGCAGUUGGCGCUCUAGUUUUUAUUAUGGUUGGAGGAGUCUCAUCUCUAAAGUCUGAAGCGAAUGGUGUUAGAGGUUUGGUAAUUUUUGAUGCUUUGACUGCAUUUCCUGCUACAAGUAGCUUUCUCAAAGAGAUGAAUAUUCUUAAUUCAGAAAUUGGACGCAUGGCAUUAUCUGCUUCCAUGGUUAGUGAUAAAUGCACGUGGUUUUUAAUAUUUGUUGUAAUCAGCAGUAUUGAAUCCUUGGGACAAAAGUCAGUUAUGCCUAUUCUGACACUACUUGUGACAGUUUGUUAUUUCGGCAGUUUAUUCUUCAUGCUAAGGCCCCUUGUUAUAUGGAUCUCCCACCGCAAUCCAAAGGGAAAGCAUAUGACGGGAGGUCAUUACAUGAUAAUCAUGUUUAUACUUUUUAUUCUUGGAUUGUCUGCACAAGUUGUUGGACAGCCUGCUUUUCUUGUUACGUUUUGGUUUGGCUUGAUGUUGCCAGAUGGCCCCCCGUUAGGUUCUGCUCUGGCAGAGAGGAUUGAUAUUGUUGGUUCUACUUUGAUUGUUCCAGCUUAUUGUACUAUAUGUGGUUUGAGCACAAUCGUUCCCCCUUUAACAUCACAAGCAGGAUGCAUAGAGGCUGUCUUACUUGCCGGAAAAAUAGGAAAGUUUGCAGGCACCAUUUUAUCCACACUUCACUUUCAAAUUGAAUUCUGGGAUUCUGUUGCGUUGUCUCUAAUCAUGUGUUGCAAAGGCCUUGUAGAUCUCUCCCUCUACACCUAUUUAUUAAAAAGAAAGGACCUUGGGAGACUGUCUUACACUAUUGUCAUAUAUACCAUGGUAGGUGUAACCGGAUUUGCAACUCUAGUUAUUUAUUACAUAUAUGAUCCUUCAAAGAGAUACAGAAACUACAUUAGAAAAUCAGUAAAGGACCACAAGGACCACGAAUUCAAAUUGCUUGUAUGUGUCCACAAUGAAGAAAACGUAUAUCCAUUGGUCAACCUUCUCGAAGCAUUUAAUCCCUCAAAGGAGACACCGUUGUCACUCUUUGUUCUCCAUCUCAUGGAGCUCUCAGGCAGAGCAGCCCCAGUCCUUACAAAAAGCGAGACCACUAACAAGUUACAUCCACAUGGAGAUGCUUCCUCUCAACACAUAAACAAAGUCUUUGAUCAAUUUCAGCAGCAUAACAAAGAGAGUAUCAUGUUGCAGUUCUUUACUGCAAUUGCACCAUUUGCAAGCAUUCACGAUGACAUAUGCUACCUUGCAAUGGAUACAAAAUCACAUUUUGUGAUCAUACCAUUUCAUAAGCGAUGGUCCAUUAAUGGAAAUAUUGAGGUUUCCAACGCUUCAAUCAGGACAAUAAACCAGAAAGUUCUUAGUAAAGCUCCUUGUUCAGUUGGAGUCUUAAUUGACAGAAGCAAUAUGAGUGGAAAACUAUUAGUUACAUAUGAUAAGUCAUUCUGUGAAAUUGCCAUGAUCUUCUUAGGCGGUGAUGAUGACCAAGAGGCACUGGCUUUUAGUUUGCAAAUGGCUCAACAUCCAAAUAUCAGACUUACAAUGUUUUGGGUAAGGGUUAACAUGGAAGAAAAACAAAGGAAUAUGAAGAAUCCUUUUAUUUACUUGAUGGAGCAUAUAAAGUAUAAUCUUAACCUUAAAGGCAAGGUGAACUUUAAGGAGGAGAUUGUGGAAGAUGGGAUAGGAACAAUACAUGUUAUCCGAACAAUGGAGGGACAUUUUAAUUUGGUCAUAGUGGGUAAACAUCAUAUAAUGGAGUCUCCAUGCACGCUAGGCUUGACAGAAUGGUGUGAACUCCCAGAGCUUGGAUUAGUUGGGAACCUCCUAGCCUCAGAUUUUACAUUUUCAGUUUUGGUGGUGUAACAACAACCCUUCAACUUUGAUUUUUGAUACAUUAAGUGAAUCUCAAGAAAAUAUAUAUACACGAAAAAAC